Molecule: messenger RNA, 589 nt
Organism: Physella acuta
Lineage: Eukaryota; Metazoa; Mollusca; Gastropoda; Physidae
Source: RefSeq, a predicted model, not a curated record
AUGACGUCAAAAAUAUUCCUGGCGGUUUUAUUGCUGACCUGCGUUUCCCAUACACAAGCAUUGUGUGCAGCUUAUCCACAUGAAACAUCACAGCGAGAGAUCAUAGAAACUAUCAGGCCUUGCUAUGACAAAUGUGUUGCCAACUAUCUAUGCUUUAGUUACUGGUACUUUGUCGAAGAAAAUGUGUGCUUGCUCAGGAUAUUAAAUGGGACUAGCCUAAAUGUUGACGAUAAUUCGUAUUCAAACCAUGAAGGCUAUAUAGCCUGCAGUAAUAGAUCACCUAAAUGUGAAACCUAUGACGAGGGACAAGAGACAUUUAGUGUAACAGCAUCCAAUCACAAGGACUGUUUUAUGACUUGCCUCAACCACGGAAGAUGUCUAAAAUAUACAUACUUCAAGUCAAAUAAAUAUUGUCAGCUUCAAGUGAGCACAGGAAGUCGUAUUGAUGUUGAAAGCUUUCGUGUGUACUUGUUUUGCACUGGGCAAUAAAGGCUAAUGUGAUGUUUUCAUUACAAUCAAAUGCAAUUCUAAGAAAUAGCAAUGUUUAAACACACAAAUUGUUAUAACUUUGUCAUAAUAUCAAAAGUUU